Molecule: messenger RNA, 2104 nt
Organism: Theobroma cacao (cacao)
Lineage: Eukaryota; Viridiplantae; Streptophyta; Magnoliopsida; Malvales; Malvaceae
Source: RefSeq, a predicted model, not a curated record
AUGGAAAAACUGAAUUGACUAAUGAUUACAAGAAAUGGAGGACAUAUAUCAGAUAUUGCAGUUUAGGCCCCUUUUAGUUGUAUCAGAAACAAGCGAAAGCGCUUUUCUUUAUAAGACAAGCUUUAUGACAGCUUCGCAGUAGAAUUUAAGGAAUUUGAUUUGGACAGCAAUGGUUUCCUUAACGUCUAAUAUUCUACAUAUUUUAUUUGAUUGCGUCAUUGUUGGUUUCUUGUUCCUUGUUUUUUGGGAAAGUGAUGAUUGCCUCCUUUGAGAUUGAGAACUUGUCUAUGCUUCUGGUAAUGCAAAAAUAUGUAAUCUUAAGUCAUGGCGGAUUGCCUCCCUUUUUAAAUUUGCCACAGCCACACAUCAUUUUUUGUUUGCUUUACCUUUCAUAAAACCUCCCGUGAGGAGAAGGAACUGAUUCCUUAUCAAGUCAUGACUUACUUUGUGCAGGCAUCUUAUUUCCUUCACCACCUUCUUCCUUAUUCUUCCACCUUUCACAGCAAUGGAGGACUGCAACAUGCUGGUAGCUGAUUGUAUUGUCAUAUGUUGCUGUAGCCAAUGCUUGAUUCUCCAAAUGGUCAUCUUCGUCUUGCUCAAACUUCCUUGCAAACUAAUUCGGAAAACGAAAGGAUAUGCUAAGAAGAAACUUGGACGGGGGAGAAAGGGGAGGACGAGGACUGAGAGGGUAAAGGGUGGAUUCCACGAUGAGGCUGUAGAAAUACACAGGAGUUCCAUACGUAUAGAAAUACUAGAAGGUCUUGCCUGUACUGGUGGUGAAGGCCAUGGCUUUCGAUGUUGUAUAGAGGAAGCUGAGAAGGUGUUGGAAGAGUUGUCUGAGAAAGGAGAGUUUGCAUUCGGAAGCUUUUGGGGCAGAUGAGAGACAUCAUCAGGGAAUGUCCUCAUCAUGUGUAGCCAAUCAAUCAAUCAGGGAUUUGAUUGAUAGUAUUAAUUUUGUACAGGAUGAUGAAUCAACUGAAAAUGGUUAUUUGGGGUGCAUGAGACCGAAAAUGUGCUGUAGAUUUUGAUUCAGGUGCGGCGCCAUGGCCUGGGGUAAUACUAGCAGUGUGUGCUAAAAACCAAAAAACCUGUUUCGAGGAUGCAAUUUUACCUCAAGCAAGCAGUACCCCUUCACUCGCUUGAGGAUGCAAUUUGGUUAACCAGGCUUAAUCAGGUAAGAUGAGAUAAAAGCAUUUCUUCAUCUUUUGACACGAUGAAACAUAUUUUAGCACUAAAGUUAUUCAUAAGUAGAACAAUUAAUGUUGCAUAUUGUUGGAGAAGCAAGGGUGAUAAAAUAAUUAAACAAGAUUAUGAGACCAUAAAAUUAAUUAAAGGAAGACAUUAAAGUUUGAGAGAAAGACGCAGGUGGGGUCCAAUAAUUGUCCCAGCACACGCAUGUGGUCUUACCAGUUGAACUUUAAGACAGAACAGACAGCAAGAGUGUGGAUUGGAUCCCCUUCCCAUCCCUUCCCUUUCCUUGUCCUUUCAAAACAAAAACGCGCUUUCCAUUUUGAACCAUUCCAAAUUGGAAUUUUCCCACCCCACCCAACGCCACGUCUUCCCCUUCUCUUAACAAACCAACCACCACGUAUGUAUAUCGCUCCUCCUCUCUUUCUUUUUGUCUUUGCUCCUCUUCUUCUUCUUCCUCUUCCUCUUAAUAAUUUCUCCUUCUCGUCCCCUCCCUAAUAUCUCUAACCCUCAUGCCCACCAUGACCACCAACCAAUCCCAGCACCAACUCAAGCAACUCAAAGACAUAUUCAUGCGGUUCGACAUGGAUUCCGAUGGCAGCCUCACGCAUCUUGAGCUCGCCGCUCUCUUGCGCUCCUUGGGCCUCAAACCUAGCGGUGACCAACUCCACAUUUUGCUACACAACAUGGAUGCUAACGGGAAUGGCUUUGUCGAGUUCGAUGAAUUGGUCAAUGCCAUAAUGCCCGACAUGAGCGAGCAGGUUUUGAUCAACCAGGCGCAGUUGUUGGAGGUUUUCCGAUCAUUUGACCGGGACGGCAAUGGAUUCAUUACCGCGGCUGAGCUUGCAGGGUCCAUGUCCAAGAUGGGGCAUCCCUUGACGUACCGUGAACUUACGGAGAUGAUGAGAGAGGCCGA